Funneliformis mosseae is the source of this 4008-nucleotide messenger RNA. The record is from the annotation of a GenBank genome assembly. Lineage: Eukaryota; Fungi; Glomeromycota; Glomeromycetes; Glomerales; Glomeraceae.
AUGGCAACUCUGCGAAAACGAAGAGCUGCCAGAAAAGUCACAAAUACUGAUUAUGAAUAUGAAAUAGGUACGUUGAGCGAACAAGAGAUCAACGUAAGUUCACAAAAUACUAUUGUGAGCGAACAAAAUGAUAGCGACUUUGGUUAUCAUGAAGAAACACCAGCGCCACAAACACAAACACCAGCACCAGAACCAGCCAACGAAGGUGAAGAGGGAGACAGCAAUCAACAUGAAGUUGUUGUUGUUCAGGAAGGGGAACAAAGUUGUUCAGAAGAAAACGAACCCGACCAGUCACCGAGGGCAAAGUGGCUACGAAAAUGGAAAAGAUCAGACCCAGGACUUUGUUGCGUUUGUAUAGAUGAAGAUGCAACCAAAGAAAAUGUUCUUGUUUACUGUGAUGGCAAAGAAUGUGAUGUAGUCGUACAUCAAGACCCAUGGUACUGUGAUCGUUGUAUUGCGAUGCCUUCGGAAGCAGUGCACUGCGUCUUGUGUCCCAAUGACAAUGGAGCUUUUCGAAAAGUAAGGGCUUCUUGUGAUCCUAAUGAUCCAUUGGUUUGGAUACACAUUUUAUGCGCAUUUUGGAUGCCGGGCAUGCAUAUUGGUUCGGCUCUUGACUUGAGAGACAUUCAAGUCGUGAAUGUCGAUCCAAAGAACUGGGGUAAAAAAUGCAACGUCUGUAACAGUGAUGAAGGAGCGUCAAUACAUUGUGAUGCUGGACAGUGUAAGAAUUGGAUUCACGCAACGUGUGCGGUGUCCUUUGGGCUCACCGAAUACUUGGAAGAACAGGACAUCUCGGACCCGUAUUUUAUCUACUGCAGACUACAUGGGUCAGGUGAUCAACCUCGGAAAAGCAAAGUCGAAAGGUGGAUCCGAAAGCGAGACAUGUUCCUUGAGGACGAAUCCUCCAGACGCUGGAAAGAGCGUAGUUCUCAAUUCCAGGACGGGGAGCCCGGUGGAAAUAUUCGAGAAAUUUUCGAAGAUACGUAUGCUGAGUACACCUCACAACGCGAGAAACGAAUUACGGAUAUCCGGCGACGAUUCGUGCGGCUAUCAUCAAAAUAUAGCGCUCUUCUUGAAACGAAGGAAAAGACAAUAAACAACGCAAUAGAUUUUCGGGUAAAGAUCCCUAUUGCGAAGGCCGAACAAAAUGCCUUAAAAAAUUAUUUUGAUAAAGCAAGUAAGGCCGUUAUAUCUUUGGUCCCACAAAUGCGGAACAUUAAUGUCGAGACUAGUGACGAGGCAAUGAAAAUCGAAAACUUAAUGGAAACGAUGACGAGUAUUGCCAAGAUUCGUUGGACUACAGAAGCAAGAACAACCGCAAAAACCAUCAAAGUAAGUCAGCUUAACACACACGAGGUGAGAUCCUUAAACAUCAAAAGUGUUGUUAAAGCAUUGGCCAAAGCGGCUAAAGAAGAGAAAGAAAGGGCUCGUCAAAAAGGGCGACGAGGUGGAUUCAAGGGUAGGGGCAGGCCCAAGGCACCAAUUAAAGUAAAAGAGAGGGCCGUGGGUCAAAAAGAAACUCCGGAAGGCGAUGAAGGUGGAGAACAACGAUCACCUAAGAGAACAACAAGAUCUCGGGUCGCAAGUGUCAAAAGAAAGUCAAAGCAAAUCGAAGAUGAAAGUGGCAAUCAAAAAGAUACGGAAUCAGCAGAAAAAACCAACGCGCCUAAAAAAUUAUCAAAAGCUCGGUUGAAGUUCAUUAGGCGAGAUGACAAGUUAGCAGCAGGAAUUGCAAAGAGAGGACCAAAAAGAAAGCGUGAAGAAGUAGGAACUUUCGAAGAUACAACCCAAAACCCAACAAAUAUUAAUCCUGAAGAUCAUACGGAAUUAUCAAAGAAAAAGCGAGUCCAAGAAAAUCUUUCUACGAAUUCUCAAUCAACCGAUAUGGUUGAGGUUCAAGCAAGUCAAGUAAACACUGAGACAUCAACCGUUUCAUCAAAGAGAAACACCAGACAAGGUAAAAGGAAGCGAACUUCAGAUGUUCCAUUUGAAAACACCGUCGAAGGAGACGAACAGAUUCAAUCCAAUAAUAGCGAUCAAGUUAAAGCUGACGAAGUCACAGAGCCCAUUCCAGCAAAGAGACAAUACAAGAGAUCGAGAAAACCCGCUAAUAAAGAAAAGAGCGAAAAAACAUCAAAGAGUACUUACAAUGAUCAAGAAGUUUCAUCUCCCGCCCAAGAUGAGCAAACAUCAGAAACAGUUCAAGAUAGUCCGUCCACGACUUCCAAUGAAACCAUGAGCACGUGCAAACCUAAUGAGCCGGUCUUGGUAACUAGAGUUGAACCAAAAAUGGUCUUCAAAAGAAGGCGACGACGUAAAGUAGCUCCGGCUAGUCCCAAACCAAAACCAAAACUUCGUCCCAUUGCACCAAAGGAUGGUUUUCCUGUUGUUCUCAAUAUCGGCAAACACAAAAAUCCUGAAAGUGAAGAUAUAGAAUAUACAACUAAUGACGUUAUAGAAAGUACUCCAACCUCCUGUGAAAGUUUUAGCAUUAGUACAAUUACACCUGAAUUUAUAACCCAACAUGACAGUAUCAACAUAAUCAAUGAAGAUAUCUCCUUUAACAAAAGAAGCGGUGGACUUCUUGGUAUUAGCAAUUUACUAAAUCCUGUAGAUGACUCUCCUUCAAGCACUUCAACUAUCUUUGAUACGUAUGCUCACACUUAUUUUUAUGAGGCUACUAAAAAUUAUAACGAUAGUAAUGACUGUUUGUAUCAGAAAUCUAUUCCCAGUAACAACGUUGUAUCAGCUCAAAGCAUCGGAUAUGGCAGUACUACUGAUACCAGUGCGGACACACCUCCUCUCCAACAGAGAUACUUUAUGGCAGAUCUAAGUCCCAAUCAAAUGACGUUUGGAGUUCCAUCGACGACACACGCAAGUAUUAGUGAAAGUAGAUCAAAUACAUUUACAAAUUCGUAUGUUGACCAAGGAGAACUUAAUACACCUUUUUCGAAUCCUUUUAUUGUCCGUACCACAAAUUAUACGCCUUUUGUUCCGACGAAUCAAACGGAUACUAGUACUUUUACAAAUUCAUAUGUACCAACGAACCAAAAUGAUUCGAUUCCGACGUUUACAAGUUCCUAUGAAGGCACCAGCACAUUCAAUAAUGUGACAAGCAAUGUCCAAACACCAGCCGGGAAUACUUCUAAUAUCAAUGGAUUAGAUGCACUUGUCACAGCGGCUGAAUUUGUUGAAAGAAUUCCCGGAUCUUCAGAACUUACGCCAUUUCAAAUAGAUGAUGAUGACGACGAAAUCCAGGAUGAAGCAACGGAAGAAACUUUGCAGGAUCAAUCUCAAAUUCAUGAUGCUCACGAUGACUUAUUUUAUAAUGAAUCAUGCACUAUUGACAACGAAACAUUUGGAUCGUCAGAAGAGACGUCAGAAGACAAUGAUGCCCAAAAUGUAGAAACCGUUGUUGUUCAACCACAAGAUGAAGAUUCGAAGGAAGGAUCAGUUACAUCAACACAGGAAACACAGGAUAUGGCAAAUACUCCAGAUACGGCGGAUACGGCGGAGACUGCAAUUAGUGAAGAACAGCUUACGCCUGGACAAUACACUGGCACAAAGUUGAGAAGAAAACGAGGACCAGUUACUGGAACAAGGAAGAAAGCUGGACGAAAACCAAAAGUCAAGGCUGUAGAGGAAGAAAUUAUACAGCCUCGAACACCUAUACCACAACCAAAUUGUACAGUGUGCCAACUCGUAAUUCCGCCGGCAAACGACCAACCUUCAGCGACCUAUAUCACACCAAAUCGUGCAAGAGAGUCAAUGUUACAUAAAGGAAGAGACAAAGUCAACCGAAUGGUGCGUUGUGGAUACUGUAGCAAUUGGUACCAUUUAGCCUGCAUGGUCCCUCCUAGGCGUACAAUGCCCACGGGCGGGUAUAUUUGGCGAUGUGCAGAUUGCGACCAUCCAUCUGGUGCUAACUCCACGGGUGAUGAACCUUCUGGUCAUUCGACCCCCGCAAGUUCCACCAAAAAGUGGAACUUGAGAUCUGCGACCAAAUAG